GUGAGUUUUCUUCUACUUGAAUGUCUGAUUCUUGAUUUCCAUCUCUGUAUUUUCCUUUCCCUUUUUGCUCACAAAGAUGUUUUAUGGAUGAAUAUGGUUUGAUAGGUUGGAGGGUAAGGUGGCACUUGUGACUGGCGCAGCUAGUGGGAUUGGUGAGGAGGCUGUGAGAUUAUUUGCAGAGAAUGGGGCUUUUGUUGUUGUAGCUGAUGUUCAAGAUGAAUUAGGCCAUCAGGUUAUUUCCUCGAUAGGAUCAGAGAAGGUUAGUUACCGACACUGCGAUGUAAGAGAUGAGAAGCAGGUGGAGGAGACAGUGGCAUACACCUUGGACAAAUAUGGAAGCCUGGAUGUUCUGUUCAGCAAUGCCGGAAUCAUAGGCCCCUUAACCGGAAUUCUAGAACUAGACCUCCAGGGCUUUGACAACACCAUGGCUACAAAUGUCCGCGGAGUUGCUGCCACAAUCAAGCAUGCGGCUCGAGCCAUGGUGGCUAGAAGUAUCCGAGGAUCCAUCAUAUGCACUACCAGUGUCGCAGCCGCACUUGGGGGAGCCGGCCCGCACGCUUACACCACCUCAAAGCAUGCUCUCAUAGGCCUUGUUCGAGCGGCCUGCAGCGAGCUGGGGGCGUAUGGGAUUAGAGUCAACUGCGUGUCCCCAUUUGGAACUGCCACACCUCUUUCUUGUAGAGCAUACAAUCUGGAGCCAAGUGAAGUUGAAGCUAAUAUUCUAGCGCUCUCCAACCUGAAAGGCAUUGUGUUGAAGGCCAGGCACAUCGCAGAGGCUGCUGUAUUUCUUGCUUCUGAUGAGUCUGCUUACAUCAGUGGUCAUAAUUUGGCCAUAGAUGGAGGGUUUACAGUGGUUAAUCACAGCUUCUCGGCUUCCUAAGAGCAGUACUGCCUCAUCACAGUUCGUCAAUGGGCCAAUAUUUUAUGGAUGAGUGGCAAAUAUUUUAAUUUUUUUUUUCUUUGAACUUCUUUGUAAAUUUGAACUCAACUUGCAGGGCAAGUCAAACUUUGUUAGCAGUUCCCAUGUGCCAUUUCCUUGUAAUCUGCAAUGAGAUCUUUUCUAAUUUCCACUUCUUCAGUUCAUAA
Molecule: messenger RNA, 1086 nt
Organism: Vitis vinifera (wine grape)
Lineage: Eukaryota; Viridiplantae; Streptophyta; Magnoliopsida; Vitales; Vitaceae
Product: short-chain dehydrogenase reductase 3b-like
Exons: 1
Coding region: 425-880 (151 amino acids)
Source: RefSeq, a predicted model, not a curated record